AUGUCAGCAAAGAAGAAGGUUCAGAAGGAAGGCGACACCUUUCUAUCGCUUUCCUGGUCGCAUAUCCUGUUCCUAAGGGUUGCUUCGUUCUUGCCACUGAAGGGCAAGAGCUUUUCCCACCCUUUAAGCCUGUUGCUUCAACUCUGGGAUCACAUCAACGUCAUCGCGUUCACCUCGUUGUGGCAGGGCUACGGAUAUCGAAUGAUAAAACGCGGCGAAAUGGAGAUCGACUUCAUCUGUGAAAACAUUAUUACGAUCGGAUUCACCCUGAGGUACAUCAUUCUGUGUCUCAAUCGGGAACUGCUCUGCCACCUCGUCGAGUCCUGCGAGAAGCUCUGGGACCUCCUCGAGGAUGGUGAGACCGUCUUCGUGCGACAGUUUGAGCGCAAGGGCUACAACUUUCGGAAUUUUUUUUUCGGCAACUUGAUGUUCAUGGCGACUCUGUACACCAUAACGGCGGCGUUUGUUAAGCUGCCGCCGAUGGAACCUAAUGGUACCGAGACCAGGAUGCUUCCGUUCAGAUUUUUCAUGGACGUCCAGGAAAAUCCGGGGUACGCCGCCGCGUUCGUGUUUCAGGACGUUGUCGUUUUUUAUACGGACGUGAUAUUCGCCAGUGCUGAGACGGUUCCGCUUUAUCUGGUCCUGAUGGCUUGUGGGUAUUUGCGAGCAGUUCGGAAUCGACUUUUGAAGAUCGAAGGAAACGACAACGACUCUAGUGAGAAGGGAGAAGCUGCGUUGAAGGUGGUUGUCGGAUGUGCACAUUUCCAUCAGCAGAUCAUGAUAUACUGCGAAGAAAUAGGUCAGAUGACGAAGACGCUUUUCCUGGUCAGUUGCUUUGCUCCCAUCUACAAUGUCUCCAUCGCAGGUAUCAAGCUUCUGGAGAACGACGAAGACAAAUUCAAAUUCAUCGUGAUUCUGGUCUACAACUACUUUCAAUUCUUCAUCUGUCAAUGGGCACCUGAAUACCUGACGGAAGAAAGCGAAAGCAUCGCAGUAGCCGCCUACUCCGCGAGCUUACGACCACAGGCGCCGAGUCACCGACAGAAGAUCAAUGGAAUACUGUACUUCAUGAUAAUGAGAGCCCAGAAACCGGUGCAACUGACAGCUGGUGGAUUCGUUAACUUGUCGAUCCAGACUUUUGGAGCCAUGACAAAAAGCGCGUUCUCCUUCUUUACGGUUUUGAGAAACUUCAGCGGUUGA
This is a messenger RNA of Nasonia vitripennis (jewel wasp), 1200 nucleotides long. It is a transcript of the gene Or226, whose product is annotated as odorant receptor 226. The transcript is spliced from 5 exons. Lineage: Eukaryota; Metazoa; Arthropoda; Insecta; Hymenoptera; Pteromalidae. Bases 1 to 1200 code for a protein of 399 amino acids. Gene Ontology annotation, cellular component: plasma membrane. Gene Ontology annotation, molecular function: odorant binding; olfactory receptor activity. The record is from RefSeq and is marked inferred. Gene Ontology annotation, biological process: sensory perception of smell; detection of chemical stimulus involved in sensory perception of smell.